AUGGUUGUUCAUAUUGUGGCAGGUGAAUUACCUGAUGAGAUUGGUAAUCUUAAUCUGGUGAGUUUUGUCAUCCGUGAGAACAGCUUCACUGGCCUUAUUCCAACCAAAAUAUUCAAUAGUUCAACUCUUAAAUCACUGGUGCUGAGUAACAAUGACUUUUCUGGUUAUCUUCCAUUGAGCAUGGGGCUUUGGCUUCCCAAUCUUGAAAGUCUUAUAGUUGACAACAACAAGCUCACCGGAAUAAUCCCAAGCUCCAUCUCGAAUGCUUCUAAGCUUACCCUCUUGGGCAUGAGUGCCAACUCACUCACCGGCGUUAUUCCUGAUCUUGGCAAUUUAAGACUCCUGUCCUAUCUUAUUUUGGGGGAAAAUAAUCUGACAAGGGAAUCCUCCACUAUAGAAUUGCGAUUUUUCUCUUCUUUAACAAAUUGCAGAAACUUGAAGAUGUUGGAAUUGUCAAUCAAUCAGCUAAACGGCAUCCUCCCGAUGUCACUGGGGAAUCUCUCUACUUCUCUUGUAUAUUUGGGGGCAUUUGGAUGUAAACUUAAAGGGGAUAUUCCUAGUGGAAUUGGAAACUUGAGUAGCUUGGAGAGAUUAAGCUUAGAUAGCAAUGAGUUGACAGGAUUCAUCCCGAGAGAACUCGGGAGAUUGAAACAUCUCACACGGUUAUAUCUUGAGCAUAAUAGACUACAAGGAUUCAUCCCCACAAAUCUUUGCCAGGUGAAGAGCUUGGGACACAUAUACUUAAGUGACAAUAUGCUCAAUGGACCCAUACCAGCAUGCUUGGGUGAACUUAAAUCCCUAGCAAGUGUCUUCCUAGAUUCCAACAGUUUGAAUUCCACAGUGCCCUUAAACUUGUGGAGCCUUAGAGAUCUGCUUGGUCUCAAUCUCUCUUCAAAUUUUUUAAGUGGCUACAUACCAUCAGAUAUUGGCAAAUUGAGGGUCAUAGCACAAAUAGACUUGUCAUGGAAUAAGUUGUCAGGCGACAUCCCGAGCUCCAUUGGAGGUGCUCAAUCAUUAGUUUCUCUAUCCCUGGCGGGUAACAACAUUCAAGGACCUAUUCCUAAGUCAUUCGGCUCCUUAAUAAAUUUAGAGUUUUUAGAUCUAUCGAAUAACAAUCUGUCUGGAGUGAUUCCCAAGUCCUUGGAGGCUCUAAGGUAUCUUGAAUACUUAAACUUGUCAUUCAAUAGGCUGCGAGGAGAAAUUCCUGAGGGAGGACAUUUUGCAAAC
Molecule: messenger RNA, 1227 nt
Organism: Ilex paraguariensis (yerba mate)
Lineage: Eukaryota; Viridiplantae; Streptophyta; Magnoliopsida; Aquifoliales; Aquifoliaceae
Source: the annotation of a GenBank genome assembly